AUGGGUUUUGGUCGAAAUUCGACCGUGAGAAGUGGAGAUUACUUGGAAGGAAUGCUUAAUGAUUAUGUUGGAGGAAGGGCCAAAGUGAAGGCUCAAAAAAGUGCCUCCACAAAGUUUGUGGCAGCUCUCACAUGUCUUCAGUUUUUCUUUGCAGUUUAUGCAACAUUCCUAUUGUAUUAUAUGGGUCCUUCUAUUGAUUUAAGAACCAGGCCAGAUUUUACAUGGGCUACACGAAUUGCCCAACAAUGGAAGCAACUUAUGAUCACACCCCAUGUUGUUGGUCACUACCAAGAAGCUGCUUCUUCUCUCAUCAUGGAGGAUAAUGUUCUACCAACAACACCAUCCCAAGUUUGUGAGAAUGAGAAGAUAGAUUUCAUGCAAAAGAAGUCCAAUGAUGUGCAAAUGAUCAAGUUAAAGAGAGAACUUUAUGAGGAGGUUUUGAACUUCCAAAGCAAAACCAUUGGCACUGAGACGCUUCAAGAGCUGAUGGCAAUGAAAUCCAUAUGGGACUUGAAUGGUCCAAACAGGCCAAAAAUCACAGUCUUGUUAAACCACUUCAAGAGAAAAACUCUUUGUUCUCAGCUUGAUUCUUUGCUCCAACAGACCCUCCCUUUCCAUCAUGUUUGGGUGCUCUCAUUUGGGAGCCCAAAUGAGGCCUCACUCAGGAGAAUUGUGGAGACAUAUAACAAUUCAAGAAUCAGCUUCAUAAGCUCAACCUAUGAUUUCAAGUACUAUGGGAGAUUUCAAAUGGCUUUGCAAACUGAAGCUGAUUUGGUGUAUAUUGUUGAUGAUGACAUGAUUCCUGGGAGGAAGAUGUUGCAGAUUUUAGCACAUGUGGCUGGGACAGACAAGUACAAGAACUCUGUGUUGGGAAGUAUAGGAAGGAUAUUGCCUUUUAGACAGAAGGACUUCACUUUUCCAAGUUAUAGAAAAUUUCGGUCUAAAGAGGCAGGGCUUUAUUUGCCAGAUCCUGCUUAUGAUAUCAUGGUUGAUAAAAUUAUGCAGGUGGAUUUUCUAUCUAGUUCAUGGUUUCUAUCUGCUGAGCUUGUCAAGACACUCUUCAUUGAGACACCUUUUACCUUCUCAACUGGUGAAGAUCUGCACCUCAGCUACCAGCUUCAGAAGUACAGAAAUGCUGGCUCUUUUGUUCUUCCAACAGACCCUACGGACAAGGAAACAUGGGGUGAUAGUGAACACAGGCUUGCAUAUGUGUCUGAAACCACAGUGAUUUUCAAGGACAUAGUUCAAGUCAGAGAUGAUCAAUGGUGGAAAGCACUUUCUACAGGUUAUGUGACCCAAUGGGCAGCAAUGUACCCUCAAAAAAUUGAUGCACUUUUUUAUGCGCACUCACUUGAUGAAGUAAAAGCACUUGCACCACUUCUUGAAAAGUUCCGGUCCACAGUUGGCAAAAAGGCCUACAUUGUUGUCUCUGGUGGCAAUUUUUGUCCCUGUGAAGAUGCUGCAACAGCUUUGAAAUGGCCUAUAGUGGUUUGCAAAGAACGUCGUUUUAAGAUUUUUGAUUUGGCAAUUGGAUCACUCUCUGGUGUAUCAAACUCAGAGGCACCAGUGAUACAAGCAGUGUACACCAGCAUGAAGGGUUUGAUCAAAAUUCACAAUCCUAGUGUAGUGAUCACUGUAGCUGACACUGACCCUCAUGUGAAAAACGCUUUGAAGAUGGCAUCAGAAACAAAUUCAAAUGUCACCGCAUUGGUUCUUUUACCCAGGGCUUCAGUGUCUAAAGUUCUUUGGAUGGCUGAUUUACGUUCAACAGCAUUGCCAAAUUGGAACCGGAUGAGGAUUUCCGUGAACAUCAUUACUCAAAAUAGAGUCAAUUCACUAGCAAGGCUUCUAAAAUCUCUCAGCAAUGCCUACUAUCUAGGAGAUGAAGUUCCAAUUACCUUCAACAUGGAUAGCAAGGUAGAUGAGGCAACAAUAAAACUAGUGGGUUCAUUUGAGUGGCCUCACGGGCCCAAAACCCUCAGAAGGAGAAUCAUCCAAGGUGGGCUCAUCCGGGCUGUUAGUGAAAGCUGGUACCCAUCUUCUGAUGAUGACUUUGGGCUUCUACUUGAAGAUGACAUAGAAGUUUCUCCUUACUAUUACCUAUGGAUCAAAUAUGCACUCAUGGCUUACCACUAUGAUCCUCAAAUUUCUCUCCCUGAACUCUCCUCAAUCUCACUCUACACUCCAAGACUUGUUGAAGUUGUCAAAGAAAGGCCCAAAUGGAAUGCCACUGAAUUCUUCAAACACAUCCAUCCCAACACACCUUACCUCCACCAAUUACCCUGUAGUUGGGGGGCAGUGUUCUUCCCUAAGCAUUGGAGAGAGUUCUAUGUGUACAUGAACAUGAGGUUCACUGAGGAUGCCAAGGCCAACCCAGUUCAAAUUCCAAAGUCUAGAACAAAUGGAUGGCAAGCUUCAUGGAAGAAGUUCCUCAUAGACAUGAUGUACCUUAGAGGGUAUGUUAGUCUCUACCCAAAUUUCCCACAACAAGCAAGCUUUUCCACCAACCAUAUGGAACCCGGGGCACAUAUUAGUGCAAAAAACAAUGUUGUUAAACAUAACAAACAGGACUUUGAGGUGCCAUUGUUGAAGGAAGAUUUUAGAAACUUUUUGCCAGGAAUGAAAAUGCCACCAGCUUCAAGACUUCCAUCUCUAAACCUCUUCAAUCAACCAGUUUCUCUGAAGGGUCUCAAAGCUGCUGGAGCUAAGUUGGGCCAAGAUGUUCUAAGAUGUAACAAUGCCACUGAGGUAGUUGUUGUUGAUCAAGAUACCGGUCUACCUCAUAGCUGCUCCAAAUUCUGA
Molecule: messenger RNA, 2802 nt
Organism: Abrus precatorius (Indian licorice)
Lineage: Eukaryota; Viridiplantae; Streptophyta; Magnoliopsida; Fabales; Fabaceae
Exons: 3
Coding region: 1-2802 (933 amino acids)
Source: RefSeq, a predicted model, not a curated record